Messenger RNA from Mytilus californianus (California mussel), 4357 nucleotides. RefSeq names its product cyclic nucleotide-gated channel rod photoreceptor subunit alpha-like. The transcript is spliced from 13 exons. Gene Ontology annotation, biological process: transmembrane transport; monoatomic ion transport. Gene Ontology annotation, molecular function: monoatomic ion channel activity; protein-containing complex binding. The record is from RefSeq and is a predicted model, not a curated record. Gene Ontology annotation, cellular component: membrane. Bases 1487 to 4006 code for a protein of 839 amino acids. Lineage: Eukaryota; Metazoa; Mollusca; Bivalvia; Mytilida; Mytilidae.
CUUUCUCAUCUUUAGAGGAUUCCAUGGAGAAGUGAAAUUCUAAUCAAAAUGUUUUAGUAUUUAUUUAUACCGUAAUAAUGUUUGUUUACAUUCUACAGGAUAUUAACCAUGGUUGACCAGAAAUUGAUCAUUUAAAUCAACAUCUUAAUCCUUAAGGGUUUUCUAUGCACCUGUCAAGUAUGCUCAUCCAUUCAAACAUUUUCUUUACUGUUAUGAUAAACGAGUGAGGGAGAAUUACCGAUGAGAUUUAAAAUAUCUCUUUUACCCCACAUUUAUAGUCAAUAUUUCAAUUCGGAUUUAUUUUCACAUUGUGUCACUGUAAACCCAUUAAAUAAUUUGAUUGUUAUAUGAUAUUUUGUACAACCAAUAGCCGGAUACCGCCUGGUGUAUCUGUACAUGUGCAUUUGUGUUUUUUCAAGUACAAUUGUAUUGUUAGUUUUAUGUCAGUGAAACCUUUUGUGAUGGUUACGUUGUAUGACAGUCAAAGGGAAAUGAUAAAGAUCGGACAAUAGUAUUAUUAACGUUUUACGAAACAAAUAACAACAACUCUACCUAGAAUGAUCCUGGUGCGGUAUUGGCUAUGAAUUCAUACUAAUCGUCAGUAUGUGAUUGUGAAAUGAUUACAGUGUCGCAUAUUAUUCAUGAGAGCCGUUAUUCACACCUUCUUACCUUCACAGCAAACCAUAAUCAUUAUAUUUAUCUAAGCCAAACUAAUAGUCCCCUUGUGAUCAGCAAAAUUCGCGUUUUGAAGAAUAAAUGAGGAAAAUGAAAUAAUCAUCGCACACUUGUUAGGAAUCUAUCUUCGAUCUAUGACAACUAAUAGGAAGAAUUAUAUCAAUGUAUAUAUAUGUUACUAAACGUUUAUCCACCAUUUAAUUGGUUGUCCGGAGCUGAAACAUACUGACUGAUACUUGUGCGACUAUAUCGGUUUCUACAGAGAAUAUCAGAUUACUAUUCCCUAUGCAUGCCAGGCAACAUCAUUAACUGUCAUAUACUAAAACUGGUGUAAAUUAGAAUACUGUUGACGUUUCAAAUUAAAAAAUAUUGGAUAAUAUCACACUUCUCAAAGAUAAUUUCAUGUUCAUAAAUUAUGACUCGUGACGGAUUUAAUUAAAACUUCAAUCUACUAACGUGUGAAGUACCCGUGGAAUUAUUACAGAGAUAUGGAGGGUGGGAGUUAUCAUAUUUCUGUAACGAGAAGUUUCUUACCUUUGUGGAUAAAAUAGAAAUACAAACUUUAUUGAAUAUUCAGUCUUGAGGAGGAAUUUCAUCUUCUUUUAAUGUUUUCGUGAAAAGAUUUAUUGGAAAUAACAUGAUUAAAUAAGAUUUCAUCGAAAACAAAUUGAAUAAUUUUAACCACCGUUAUUAGUAAUUUGUAUAAUCUGUAAAAAAAAUCAUGACAGUUAUAAAAGAUAUACUGUAAGCCGAUUACAGUUUGUCAUUUUAAAAGCAAAAAGGUGCAAAGCAUUCUCCGCAAAAUCUUAAGAUGUCGAUUAAAUCAGAAGAGGAUGAGAAAUCUGCGGACAUUGAAUUACAUACAGUUAGUCGUCAGAAACUAAGGACAGAAAAUGGAAGCGUCCCGAAAGAACAAACACAUUCAGACUCGGAAUUGUCGAACAACAGUUUUUCACUAAAACAGAGAAAGCAAACAAGAUGGACAAGUGUUCGUAACGUGAUUCAAGCGACAAAUAUCGUAAAAAAGCCAAUGAGUGCAAAGAAAAAAGGAUCUCUCAGUCGACAGGAUUCUUUUCUGAAAAAAUUUUCUACGCGACAGCAUUAUAAAACUGACUCUGAAGAAUCCGUAGACUCUGACGAUGAGAUGCCAGGAGUUGUGUAUGUACAUAACGAUGUGACUGUAUUCAAGCCGGACGGUUCGCCGAUGUUCUACUGGUUACUAAUAGUCACAGUGGCUGUGUUAUAUAAUUUAUGGACCUGUAUAGUUAGACAGGCUUUCCGUGAAUUACAAUACGAUCAUAAGUAUAUGUGGAUAACGUUUGAUAUCGUUAGUGAUCUAAUAUACAUUCUGGAUAUUGUCGCUCAACUCCGUACGGGAUAUUUAGAACAAGGAUUAAUGGUGCUGGAUGGCGUGAAAUUAGCCAAAAGAUACAUACGUUCUGUCUACUUCAAAAUAGACAUAAUUACUUUAUUACCGUUUGAUUUUAUACAAUUUGCAGUCGGUUGGCAACCAUUGCUGAGAUUUCCACGAUUUCUUAAAGUUCAUAGGUCACUUCGAUUUUUAUAUAUGCUAGAGACAAGGACCGCAUAUCCAAAUUUUGUGCGCGUUGCAAAUUUAACGCAUAUGCUAUUCCUUGGAUGUCAUUGGUUUGCUGCAUUUUACUUUAUGAUAUCCGAAGCUGAAGGUUUUCAUAGUGAAUGGUCCUAUCCACAACCAUCAGGAAGUCACCAGGCCUUGACCCGGAAAUAUUUAGCGUCUCUGUUUUGGUCUACCUUAACCUUGACUACUAUUGGCGAUUUACCACCACCUGAAACAAAUUGGGAGUACUUGUUUGUGAUUGGUAGUUACCUCAUUGGUGUGUUCAUAUUUGCUACAAUUGUUGGACAAGUUGGUAAUGUGAUUACGAACAGGAAUGCCAGUCGACUUGAAUUUGAACGACUCUUGGACGGAGCAAAGCUUUAUAUGCGGAUGCACAAUGUACCCCCACCUGUACAGAGACGAGUUCAGCGAUGGUAUGACUAUGUAUGGACAAGAGGAAGAAUGACUGGUUCCGAUAUAAACUCUCUAGGACUCUUACCGGAUAAACUUAAAACAGAACUAGCAAUACAUGUCAACUUAGAAACACUUAAAAAGGUAACAAUAUUCAAUGAGUGCCAGCCAGAGUUUCUUCAUGACCUUGUCCUGAAAAUGAAAGCUUACAUAUUUACCCCUGGUGAUCUGAUUUGUAGGAGAGGUGAAGUUGCAAGGGAAAUGUUUAUUAUUGCAGACGGGGUUGUUGAAAUCAUCAGUGAAAGUGGAAAUGUAUUGACACAAAUGAGUACCGGAAAUUUCUUUGGUGAAAUAGGAAUAUUAAACCUAGAUGGAGGUAUUAACAGGAGAACAGCUGAUGUAAAGUCAGUUGGAUAUGCGGAGCUAUUUGUGCUAUCACGCGAGGACGUACUAGAAGCUUUGAAAGAUCACCCGGAUGCCAAGGAUAUAAUACGUAAAUAUGCAGAGCAAAGGUUAAAACAGGUUCUUCAAGAUCGUGAAAAAUUACAGCAAAUGAAGUCAAGUGGUAGUGAAACGACACUUAACCAAUUGUUGGUAUAUCCUCGUACGUCAUUAUUUUCAUCAUUAAGGAGAAAAAGUACUGGAACCAUUUCAAAACGUAGAAACUCAUCGAGUAGAAAUUUAGAUAAAUUAUUUAAGCGAACUAAAGCAAAGAAAUCAAAAUAUCGGGUUGGAUCGUCAUGCCAACCGGUAAUACGUGUUCAUGACGUAAAUGGAGAUUCAAUAUCCAUUAGUGACGUUACGGGUGUACAUGCAUCUGAAAACGAUUAUCAAGCAUGCGCUGUGAUAGAACAAAGUAGAGAUACUAGCUCUGACGAUUCUUUAGUUAGUAGUUGUUUGAAAGCUAUCCCUUUACUAACUAGUGUCCAAAACAAAGUAAAUGAAGCUAUAACUAACACUGCUGAAUGCCUCUGUGAUACUCAAUCAAAUAAUGACACUCCAGAUAGUGAACUUCACGUAUUAACCAUUGAAAAAAAUGUUCGGGAAUCAAAUCAAACGGAAAGAACAAUUGAAAGGUCUCAUACAAACACUGACCCGGAGGACCAGCAAUCCGAUCAAACAUGUUGCCGAUGUGGCCAUCUAGAAGAAAAGUUAUUUCUUAUUCAAAAACAAUUGAUUUCCGUAGAAAAGUUAUAUGCAGUGGGUAUAAAACAACUAGAGACAUUUAACGAAAUUAAUGAGAAAUAUGUUCAGAUGUUAAAUAACAUUCCAGAUUAUAAUGAUCAACCCAUGGAUUCUUCCGAUGACAAUGAAAAAAUAAUGGAAUCUACAAAAUUAUGAACUGCUGCAUUCAAGCCAUUAAAUGGUUUAUAAGUAUCAAAUGCAGCUAAAACAUUGCCUGUGAAAGCUGAUCAAUAACGUCCAAAAAAUACUUGUAAACACAAGUUAACGCAAAUACUUGGUUCUAAUGCGAUUUAACAUUUUUGAAAAUGAGAAUCUAUGAUGCUGCUUAAUUAAGAAUAUAAGGUGCACAUUGGUGACAUCAAAAUCAAAAUGUUGACCCGCCGAUAUACAAGUUUUGUUAAUGUAAUAUAAUGUUAAAUUAACUGGUAUGCACAUAUGGAUACGUACACGUAUCAAGCAUUUUUGAUUUUGUUGAUAUUACCGAAAUAUACAUGUUUGAUAAACUUA